UAAAUUUAUGAGGAACAAACACACAAUGAAUAUGAUAAUUUUACAAAUAAAAACAAAAGGGAAAAAUUCUACAACAACCGCAAUCACAAUAACAAGGAGGAGAGAGUGAAAAUCACAGAGACGAAAAGAUCGUCUUCUGAAUCGGAACAAGGGUUUCAGGUUGAAAUUUUAGAGCAGUAUAUCAGCAAUUAUGAGAUUCAAGAAAGGUAAUAAGGUGGAAGUGUUGAGCAAAGUUGAGGUGCCUUGCGGCUCCUGGCUAUCUGCAGAGAUCAUUUGUGGUAAUGGCCACCACUAUACUGUGAAAUAUGAUGGAUAUCAAGAUGAUGCUGGUGAGGCAAUUGUGGAGCGGGUAUCCAGGAGAGACAUCAGGCCAUGUCCGCCAGUACCUGUAUUCAUGGAGAAUUGGACUCCAGGUGAUGUUGUAGAGGUCUUCCAGAACUUCUCUUGGAAGAUGGCUACAGUUUUGAAGGUUUUGGGGAAAAACUACAUUUUGGUCAGGCUACUUGGAUCUUCUUUGGAAUUUCAAGUGAGCAAAUUUGACAUUCGGUUGAGACAGUCUUGGCAAGACAACAAGUGGAUAAUAGUAGGAAAGGGUUCUGCCAGCUGUGAGAAUAGAAAACGUUCUAGCCAACUUCAGAAGACGGCCACAAAGACAAAACUGUCAGGUUCCACUUACUACCAUCCUGAAAAGAAAAACCUGAGUAUUCUGGAAUCCGGACUUGUCUCUUUUAAAACAUUGAAAAGAGGAAGCCAUUCACAAGUUGAGGCAUAUGCUAAACCUCCCCCAAAGUUUAGAGCACUUGAAAAGGAAGGUGGAUGUCACAGAAUAAGAGUUAGGAAUUCACCCACACCAUUCAACCAGGUACAGGGUGUCAGUUUUCCAAGAGAUGUGCUCGCUGAAGAAUGUUUACCUGCUUCUAUAAACAACAGAAAAACUGGAAUUCCUAAUAUGGUGGAGAUAGGAAGGAGGAAGCAAACUGGCGCUGUGGGUUGUUCAUUUGAAGAAAACUUAGAAUCAAAUCAUGCUGAUAGUGUUACGUGCUCUGUUGGUAGUUGUAGUAUCACUAGCAGGAAUUCCUAUAAAUUGCAAUUUCCUGUAUCUGCAGGUCCUUUUGAAGAUGUAGAUGGUCCAUAUAGUGAUGCUGAGUCUGUUUGCCAGAGGGAUUAUGAGGAAGGAAAUUGUUCCCCUCCUACACAAGAGGAACUGGCAGCAGAAAUUCAUAGGGCUGAGGAGUCAUGUAGGUGUUGCUUCCAGAUGUCUACAGAUUUUCUCUUGCUCUAGACAAGGGAUGGAUUUUCUAAUAUGGCUCUUGAUAAGCCAACACUUCCAUUGGCUUGUGGAGUUCUCGCAUUCUUCCAUUUCAGGCCACCUGUGAGCCUCGUAUAUAUGUUUUGCGGAGGAUGCAUGCUCAGAGUCUUGUGGCUACAAUGGGGUGACCUGAUAUGUGAAUUGCAUCAAUGCUCAGCAAUGAUCAAUUAGCACAAGGUCCAAAUGGCUCUUGGAAGAACAUGGCCACAAUAAAGCCGGCAUGACACGAGGUAUGGCUAUGAACGGAAUAUUCGUUUUAUGCAUACAUUCCACAAUUCCAAUGAUCCAUAUACAAGCUCAAUUUUCCAGAUUCCCAACAAGACCUUGGAUUUGAUUUUGGUUGGCCUAAUAUCUUUCAGUUGGGCAACGAUACCUGCGUGUUCUUUGUGAAACUUUUGGCUUCAAUCUGAUGUUUAAUCAAUGUGGAAUCCGGUGCCCUUUGAAGCAUGUCCGUUGUUUGUCAAAACCUGAGUUUUGAAAAGCUGAAUAGCUUCCUUAAAAGUAUGAUUUUUUUUUCUUAUAUAUUUUUCCUUCCAUUGUUAGUGCAUGUUUAAUUUGACAUUUACUACCUCCAAACCUAUGACUAGUCUGUUUAUUUCACUCGCUUUAUUUUGCUAAAAUUUCUUAA
Vigna unguiculata (cowpea) is the source of this 1937-nucleotide messenger RNA. RefSeq lists its product as uncharacterized. Lineage: Eukaryota; Viridiplantae; Streptophyta; Magnoliopsida; Fabales; Fabaceae. The record is from RefSeq and is a predicted model, not a curated record.